Eutrema salsugineum is the source of this 1200-nucleotide messenger RNA. RefSeq names its product myosin-binding protein 3. Lineage: Eukaryota; Viridiplantae; Streptophyta; Magnoliopsida; Brassicales; Brassicaceae. The transcript has 2 exons. The record is from RefSeq and is a predicted model, not a curated record. Bases 225 to 1055 code for a protein of 276 amino acids.
AAUUUAAGAAAAAAAAAAACACAACGACAAAAAAAGAAAGAAAAAAAAAACACAACGAAGAUUCUCUGUCCGGAGCUACAAGGCGGAGCUCCUCCUUUUUCUUUCUCCAUCCUUUUGACUUUUCUACUUUCAGGUUUCUCUCUACAGAUCAUCAGAUUUAAGUUCAUAUUCACAUACUGAGAUUGCAGAUUCAAGCAAGAUCUGGCUAUUGAUUGAGAGAAAAAAUGGACUACCCUGAAAAUUAUAGUUUAACAUUUUCUGGAAUAUUAGUUGCUUUUCUUGAAUUAGCAUUUGCUUAUUGUCUUCUGUGUGUAUCAGCUUUCGUCUUAAUUGCAUCCAAGUUCUUAGUCUAUCUGCCUUGUCCCUGUUCUGGGUUUCUUGAGUACCAAAACGUCCAUAAGCUUCUCAUUGAUUGGCCAUUCGAAAUCAUACUCAUAAUCCAGAAGAUGGCCGUUACCACUAGAACAAGAAUUCGGCAUCAUCAAGAACAAGAAGAGAGGACGAAUUCGGUUGAUAAAGAUAAGAUCUUGGAACUGAUGAAUAAGGUUAGAUUGCUUGAAGAAGUUGUUCAGGCAGAGAAAUUAGCGAGAGCUGCUCUAAUAGUGGAGUUGGAGGAAGAAAGAGCAGCUUCAGCAUCAGCAGCUGAUGAAGCUAUGGCUAUGAUUCUAAGGUUACAAGCGGAGAAAGCUUCGCUUGAAAUGGAAGGUAAGCAAUACGAGAGAAUGAUUGAGGAGAAAUUCGCAUAUGAUGAAGAAGAGAUGAAUAUCCUCAAGGAGAUUCUUUUCAAAAGGGAGAGAGAGAAGCAUUUUCUUGAGAAGGAACUUGAGACUUACAAGCACACUGAUGAAGAUGAUCCAGAGGUUGAUGAUAGAGAACAGAUUGUUUAUGAUGUUCAUGUCAUCGAGGAUGAGAAUGAUGCUAAGAAGAAGGAUGAUGAUGCGUCUGAACACAAAGAGAGGGAAGCUGAUGAUCAGUUGAAGCAAAUGGAAAAUAUGUCGAAGGAUCAUGAUUCAUCAGCAUCAUCACCUUCUUCAUCUUCUCCUUAUUUCUCAUAAGUUUCGCAUUUCUGGUUAUAUAGUCUUUGCCUUUUCUUGUUGAAUGUGUGUUGUGGAAUCUAUUAUGUAGAUUCGGUUUAAGUUGUGAAUAUCAACGUAGAAGUUUGUGAAAUCAAAUAUAGAUAACAUAAAUCAACAACGAUGA